Messenger RNA from Diatraea saccharalis (sugarcane borer), 1582 nucleotides. NCBI's taxonomy places the organism in Eukaryota, Metazoa, Arthropoda, Insecta, Lepidoptera, Crambidae. The record is from the annotation of a GenBank genome assembly.
ACUAUAGUAUUUCACGGCCCGCCGUUUACUUCUAACGUGAAAUAUGGCGUUAAUAUUUGUAUUAGGAUUGUUGACGAUAUUUUCUAGUGUCAACUGUAGAAUUAUUGAGUAUGUACAACAGCCUUUGGGCAAACAGUUGUUCCUGAGUAGAAGAAUAGUAACAGAUUCCAGUGAAUUUGACGGAGGGGUGUUAGUUAAUGAGAACGGGAUAAUAGAAGCAGUUCUGGAAAGGGAUGUGGUCAACUCGUUACUAACUCAGAAUCUUGACGAUUUAAAGAUUAUCGAUGGAGGAAACUUAGCUUUGAUGGCGGGUGUGGUCGACAGCCACGUACACGUCAAUGAACCGGGCAGGAAUCCCUGGGAAGGCUACGUUACUGCCACGCAGGCUGCCGCGGCCGGCGGUGUAACCACUAUUAUCGAUAUGCCUUUAAAUUCUAUACCACCAACCACAACCCUGAAAAACUUAAAAACAAAGGCUGCUGCUGCAAAAGAGGAAGUAUUUGUUGAUGUUGGAUUUUGGGGUGGAGUCGUUCCCGGCAAUCAAGAAGAACUUCUCGAUCUUAUUAAGGCUGGAGUCGUUGGAUUCAAAUGUUUUUUAACAGACAGCGGUAUUUCCGAAUUCCCUAUGGUCACAAGGAACGAUUUGGCCGAAGCUUUCGCGGUGUUGAAUGGAAGCGGGACGGUUUUAGCGUUUCAUGCAGAGUUGUCAGAGAACAAUCAAGGUGCUGAAUGUUCCGGAUCAGAUUGUCCCGAUCCAAUAUUAUACAGUACCUACCUUGCCUCUCGUCCUGAUGAAAUGGAAAUAAGAGCAGUUUCUUUGGUGGCAUCAUUUCUACCGCAAACCGACGUACAUGUACAUAUAGUACAUGUAUCAGCAGAGGGCGUCGUACCUAUUCUAGAACAAGCAAGGGAUGAAAGAAUUAAGGCUGGCUACAAAGGGUGGCGCGGAGGAGUUACUGCAGAAACUUGUCACCAUUAUCUGACGCUUAGUUCUGAGAUGAUCCCGCCUGGACAUUCAGAGUACAAAUGCUCACCACCGAUAAGAAACAUUACAAAUAAGCUUAAACUGUGGGAAUACAUCAAUGAUAAGCGAUUGGAUCUUGUAACGUCCGAUCAUUCUCCUAGUGUAGCAGAACUAAAGGGACCCAACUUUAUGACAGCUUGGGGUGGUAUAUCGUCAAUGCAGUUUGACUUGUCUUUGUUCUGGACGGAAGCUAAAGCCCGUGGCCACAGCUUGAGCAUGGCGAGCCAUUACCUGUCGGCAGGUCCUGCAAGACUGGCAGGUCUUCAAGACAAAAAGGGCGCUAUCCGGCCAGGGCUCGAUGCUGAUUUUAUAUUCUUUGAUCCUGAUGCUUCAUUCCUCGUUACGCCUCAAGUUAUACGUUACAAAAAUAAGAUAAGUCCGUAUAUGUACCGAGUAAUGACUGGCAAAGUGAUGAGAACGUAUCUGAGAGGACAAUUGAUAUAUGCAGAUGACGAACUUAUCGACGGACCUAAGGGGAAGCUGCUUCUCAAUGAGGGUUUUAGUUAUUAAUGAGUAAAUUGUGCUAGCUUUAUUUGUUUAAUAAAUUUACUAACUGUU